AUGGACAGUGGGAUCCAGCAUACCCUCAGCAAGUUUGCAGACAACACCAAGCUGAGUGAUGCGGGUGGCAUGUCUGAGGGAUGGGAUGCCAUCCAGAGGGACCUGGACAAGCUUGAGAAGGGGGCCUGUGUGAACCGCAGGAGUUUCAACAAGACCAAAGGCAGAGUCCUGCACCUGGUUCACAACAGCACUUCUGGGGAAGCCCAUGUUAGAAACCGAAGAGGAAUUCUUGAAUUAGCCGGAGCCAUUAGAUGUACUACGGGACGAUCUCCUUUUGCCUACCUACGUUACGGAUGCUACUGUGGUCUGGGAGGAAGAGGAUGGCCUAAGGACAGAGUAGACUGGUGCUGCUUUAACCAUGACUGCUGCUACGGUAAGGCGGAACAAGCAGGUUGUCACCCCAAGAUAGAAAGUUACCACUGGGAAUGUGAGGACAACACUGCUGUCUGUGAAUCACUGGAAGACAAAUGUCAAAAAAUGGCAUGUGAAUGUGACAGUGAAGCUGCCAAAUGUUUUUCUAAAGCUCCCUAUCACACAAAAUACCUUCUGUGGCCAGACUUAAUGUGUGGUGACAUUCAGCCUUUGUGCAGGUAUUAG
Eurypyga helias (sunbittern) is the source of this 597-nucleotide messenger RNA. Its product is annotated as group 10 secretory phospholipase A2-like. Gene Ontology annotation, biological process: arachidonate secretion; lipid catabolic process; phospholipid metabolic process. Gene Ontology annotation, molecular function: calcium ion binding; phospholipid binding. The record is from RefSeq and is a predicted model, not a curated record. The coding region runs from base 1 to 597 and encodes 198 amino acids. The transcript is spliced from 4 exons. Lineage: Eukaryota; Metazoa; Chordata; Aves; Eurypygiformes; Eurypygidae.